Molecule: messenger RNA, 3333 nt
Organism: Zasmidium cellare ATCC 36951
Lineage: Eukaryota; Fungi; Ascomycota; Dothideomycetes; Mycosphaerellales; Mycosphaerellaceae
Exons: 10
Coding region: 1-3333 (1110 amino acids)
Molecular function (GO): ADP binding; protein binding
Source: RefSeq, a predicted model, not a curated record
AUGGAGGGCGAGUGGCAGCUCGUUCGACGAGCAGGCCUGGUAGAGGUUUUACCCAUUGCGUCACAACAGGCUCCUCGAAUCAACUUGAUAUUUGUGCCUGAUGUGUCUUCAAAAGCUGGAUCCGCCAAGCACGACACUUUGGACAGCAACCUGACCAGUCUGAUCCGAAAUGUCGAUCCUUACAGUCGCCUGUUUCAAUUCCAUUAUCAGAUCUCGGAUCAGUUCUCUUGGACGAGGCUUGCAGACUACGGAGAGAAAUUACUCGAGUGUUUGAUCGAAUGCUCAAGGCAGCAUAAUUUACAAAAUUGCCCUUUGCUGCUCGUCUCCUAUGGCCUCGGCGGGUGCAUCACAAAAAGGGCAGUCAGCAUUGUCCAGGAAAGAUACUACGAUCAAAUGCUCAGUGGCCUCAAUGCUACCUUACAAGGUCUCAUUUUUCUUGGAACGCCGCACCCGCUGUACGGGAGGCCUGGUCACAUUGAGAAGCUGGACUCUUUGCUUUCGGCCUCCUUGAGUGUUUCCCGUGUCACCCUUGCGAAGAUACGAGAAGAGGUGGGCUUGGUGUGGAACAUGUCUUCUAAGUUUGAGCAUGUUCAGUUCCACUUUGAUGUUAUCUCUGCUUAUGAGCUUCUACCAACAAACUUCAAGACGGGGUUCUUGCGCAGCAAAAGCGAAGUCUUGGUGGAUAUGACAUUCGCUACAACGAAUGUGCGACGUGAGCGCCUCAUCGGAAUGAACGCAGAUCAUCGACGGAUCUCUACUCUCGUACCAGAAAGCGAACUCCAUCAAGCGAUCGACAAACUGCUACGGACUAUCGUAGCAUCCACAAAAAGCCGCGAAAUGGAGCCAAUGCAGCCCAUCUCGAAUGGUGCGCUUUCUAUUGAUUUGGACAAGAUAUGGCAGAGUACUCCUGCUGCGUCGCACGUCGAUGCUAAAGAAGCACACGUUCAAACAGGCUUGCAAGUUGGCUCAGUCCCAAGCUCGGGAGCCAAAAGUCCGACACCUACAGGUGCCACCGCCGGAUCAAGCCAAGUAGCCGCAGGCUACGAAAUGGUCGCCGUCAACCCAGGACCAGUAUCUAUGACUCCGGCAGUGAAUUUGCCGUGUUAUCUUUUGAGGCAAUAUAGCAAAGCCGGCACCUGCUUUGGAAGAGACGAUGUGCUUGGUAUGCUUGACAAAACUCUACUGCCGACCAAGAACAACCAUCAAGAAGAGUCACGCGAGCUCCACAGCUUUGCCAUCUGCGGUCUUGGUGGCCUCGGGAAGACUCACAUUGCCGUGGAGUUUGCGUUGACUCGGAAGAAGCAUUUUGACGCCAUCUUUUUUAUCUACGCCGACAGUGAGAUGAAGAUAGCCGAGAGCUUCAAUGUGAUUGCACAAGAGCUUGGACUUGCCGAGAAGGGGCAAAGCGAUAAUUCGGUCGUCAACCGAGAUCGGGUGGUCCAGUGGCUCAAUCUGCCCCUGAAGUAUACCAGAGAUGAGCACAACGAAGACAUGGUCCUGUCGCCCGACUACUACGCGAACUAUCUCCUCAUUUUCGACAACGCCGACGAGCCGGAGAUCCUGUCGGAAUACUGGCCUUUGACGGGAACGGGAAGCGUGCUGGUCACGAGUCGUGAUCCACUGACAAAGUCACGUCUAUAUUCCAACGACGGGAUUGAUCUUGAGCCUCUCAAUGACGAUGAUGCCGCCGACUUGUUGGCAUCCUUGACUGGAAACGACGAACCCUUGGACCGAGACGAUGCGUUAAAAACUGUGCAAAGACUUGGUUGUCUGCCCUUGGCUCUGUAUCAAGUUGCAGGGCUGAUCCAAAGAAAGAAUCUCUCUUACCAUGAAUUUCUCGCCUUGUACCAGAGGCCAACUUUCCAACAAGAUGUUCACAAGUUCCGAGAGCAAGGGCUCAGGAAUGACUACGACCGAAUGUUGUUCGACGUGUGGACCUACGACAAUCUGAAGCCCGAAGCAGUCUACUUGCUCGAAUGCUGUGCUUUACUGGAUCCCGAUCGCAUACCAGAAUUCAUCUUCCAGUCAAACGCGAUCACACUGGUCGAUGACUUCCCGCACGAUCUUGAGGCAUACGAAAGCGCCAGAACCGAUCUUUUCAAGAGCUCAUUGGUCAAGAGACUACAAGGAAACCAGGGAAUCUCAGUCCAUCGUGUGCUACAAGACGCUGUUCGUGGCCGGAUGGAAGAUGAGCGUUUCUGCAAGAUCUUCCUCUCGGUCAUGAAUAUGGUAAUAGCAGUGUGGCCGACUCAAGAGCUUGGGUUCUUGUUCAAACCAGAGCUUUGGGGUACUUAUGCCAUGAUCCUACCCCAUCUUGACCAUCUCCUCAAGAUGCUGCGACAGGCAAACCCGUUCAAAGACAACUUGGACGCUUCCAGGGAUUUCACCGCCAUCCUCGUGAAGGCUGGGUGGUAUCUCUGCGAACGCGGCGAUUUCCAGGAGUCCCUGUCACUCAUCGAAAAGGCACAGCAAAUCGCCGAACCAUUCGAGGAGCACUUGGGCAAGGAAAUCGCGGACAUUGAUUACACCAUCUCCCUCAUUGCGUCGUACCUCAAAGACUGGGCGAAGAGGACUUUUCAUGUGAAGAGAAAUAUGGUGUACCGAGCAGCUCAUCCAGAGGAGGUCUUUGACCUUGCUCUUGCUCACAACGAGAUGGCCUACUUUCACAACGAAUUCGGCCAAUUUCGACAGGCGGUCGAGGAGGGAAAGAAGGCCCUUGAAGUGUAUCUGGGGAUGCAAAUUUACAGCAGUGGGGAACAGAUGGCCAUGCACCCUCGGUUGAACGUCGCGAUCGCAUACUACUUCCUUGGAGAAGCUGAAGAGGCCGAGAAGUACGCAGAGACCUGUCUACGCAGAUUGGAGCGCAGUGACUGGGAAUGGAACUUCACCGCCGACAGGACCGCGAACACCCUCUACGUUCUGGGCAACAUCCGCCUCUUACAAGGACGACUCGAGGAGAGCUUUAUCCUGCAAAAACGAGCACUUAACCACUAUCGCGAUACCAUGGGAAAGCUGCAUUCUCACACACUCAAGGCGUAUGUCAAGGUUGCCGACCACUAUAUCAGGUUACAGGAGUACGAGCUUGCGAUAUCGCAUCUCGACACAGCGCUAUCUGGCUGGGGAGACGUCUCGUUCUUCGCUCCGGAAAAGGCACGAGCACUGCACAAAAAGUCACAGAUUCUCGAAUUGCAAGGACAGCAUAUCCUGGCCAACGGCACCAACGUGAACGCGGAGAAGACUUGGUUCGACUGGUAUGAGUCGACCCACAAGGCUGUUGAGCCACUUCCGGAGAAGCCCGAUUACGACAAGUACAUACCAUUCUGGGCGAGGUGA